Abrus precatorius (Indian licorice) is the source of this 1206-nucleotide messenger RNA. Its product is annotated as GDSL esterase/lipase At2g23540-like. Lineage: Eukaryota; Viridiplantae; Streptophyta; Magnoliopsida; Fabales; Fabaceae. The record is from RefSeq and is a predicted model, not a curated record. Bases 1 to 1113 code for a protein of 370 amino acids. Gene Ontology annotation, molecular function: hydrolase activity, acting on ester bonds. The transcript has 5 exons.
AUGGCAUUGAAGCAUUAUAACACAUUUGUGUUUUUGCUGUUGCUUGUUAAUCUUAGCUUUGCUGCUCAGAAUGACAGGUUAGGAGCUUCUUUCAUCUUUGGGGACUCGUUGGUGGAUGCAGGAAACAACAACUAUCUUUCAACUCUUUCCAAAGCCAACGUGCCACCCAAUGGAAUUGAUUUCAAGGCCUCAGGAGGAAACCCCACUGGGCGUUUCACCAAUGGAAGAACCAUUGGUGAUAUUGUUGGAGAGGAAUUAGGACAACCAAAUUAUGCUGUCCCAUAUUUGGCACCAAACGCAAGUGGGAAGGCCAUACUCAAUGGAGUCAAUUAUGCUUCAGGAGGAGGAGGGGUUCUGAAUGCAACAGGAAGCAUAUUUAGGAAUAGGAUCGGAAUGGAUAUUCAAGUAGAUUACUUCAACAUCACAAGAAAACAAAUUGACAAGUUGCUAGGUGAAUCGGAGGCUAGAGGCUACAUAAUGAACAAAUCCAUGUUCUCCAUCAUCGUUGGGGCUAAUGAUUUCCUCAAUAAUUAUCUUCUUCCUUUUGUUUCCACUGGAGUGAGAGCUUCUCAAAACCCUGACGCUUUCAUCGAUGACAUGAUCAAUCACUUCAGGGCCCAACUUAACAGACUUUACCAACUAGAUGCUCGAAAGUUUGUCAUCAGCAACGUUGGCCCAAUAGGCUGCAUACCUUACCAGAGGAUUAUAAAUCAACUGAAUGACGAUGAUUGUGUGGAUUUGGCUGACAAGCUUGCAACCCAAUACAAUGCCCGGUUGAAGGAUUUGCUUGAUGAGCUAAAUGAGAACCUCCAUGGUGCCACGUUCGUUCUCGCGAAUGUGUAUGAUUUAGUGUCGGAACUGAUUAGAAAUCAUGAUAAAUAUGGAUUCACAACAGCGAGUAGAGCUUGCUGUGGAAUCGGAAUUGGAGGCCAAUUUGCAGGGAUAAUUCCUUGUGUACCUACAUCAAGCUUGUGCUCAGACAGGUAUAAGCACGUGUUCUGGGAUCAAUAUCACCCAAGUGAAGCUGCCAAUCUAAUACUUGCCAAGCAGCUUCUUGAUGGAGACAAGAGAUACAUAUCUCCAAUCAAUCUUAGGCAACUCAGGGAUCUUUGAUCAUAGAUUAUAGUUUCCACGUCUUAAUUUGUCCACGCAAAUUCCCUUUUACACAAUUCUCUAUCAAUUUGUAUUACUGUAGUUGUCAAUUUU